Messenger RNA from Cladocopium goreaui, 1218 nucleotides. The record is from the annotation of a GenBank genome assembly. NCBI's taxonomy places the organism in Eukaryota, Dinophyceae, Suessiales, Symbiodiniaceae.
AAGUCCAAGGCUCAAACCCCUAAAUUAUUGGGUGUGGGAACCGUAGCGCCUUGCAGCUAGAUGUCUGCCAACGGUGAGCUCAAGAAUGUUCCCACCAUCAAGGCUUACAAGAACCCCGACUGGUUGGGAUCGCCGACCUCGCGGCACAUUAGGAUCAUGUGUGAACUCUACGAGCCGAUGAAGCGCUUGGAUGACAACAACAUCGACAAUUAUUUCAUCAUCGUGGGUUCCCAUUUGGUAAUGGAUCCAGAGGACCGGGUGAAACACAUCAAUGGCUUGGAGCAGCAACUCAAGAAAAUCACUGCUGAAGAGGAGGUUGAAGCAGUGCAGGCAAAGUUGCGCUUUGCCAAGAAGAUGCAGAAUAUGGACAAAUUUUAUGUGAUGGCGCGAGAAUUGGGUGAAAAAUUGGGCAAAUGGAACAGAGAACGGGCAGCCAUUGGCAAACCGUCCUACAACGUCAGCACUGGUGGUGGUCCGGGCAUCAUGGAAGCAGCCAAUCGGGGCGCACACGAAGCAGGUGACACAACCCUCGGCUUUGGUGCUAGCAGACCAGAGUGGGGAUCUUUGAACAGGUAUGUGUCAAACCAUGGCGCCUUCGAGUUUCACUACUUCUUCAUGAGAAAGUUCUGGAUGGCAUACAAGUGCAUGGGCUUGGUGGUGAUGCCUGGAGGCUUUGGUUCGUUGGAUGAGCUCUUUGAGAUGUUGGUCCUUUUGCAGACCAAGAAAAUUUCGCAUCCAAUGCCAAUCAUCUUGCUUGGUGCGGAGUUUUGGAAGAAGGCCAUCAACUUUGACUACCUGCUGGAGUGCGGGAUGCUCACACAAUCGCAUCUGGAUAUGUUGGUCUUCAAAGACUCCGCAGAGGAUGCUUUCCAGUACUUGGUGGAGAAUGUUAGGAAGGCUGAGGAAAGUGGAGAGACAGAACAGGUUCAAUCAGCCAAGCGCAGACGACUGGAGAACAAGCCCAGCGUGCCAAGCACUCCUUCCAAGAAAGAUAAAUAAGCAGAAGCUGUCGGCCCCGAAGGGCCAUAAAAUUGUUGGAAUACAGCGAUGUAUCCUCUUCCGGACCUUGGGGUCUGAUGUCUCACCUGAAUCUUUUGGCGCAGAAGUGCUGAUGCUUUAGCUAUGCUUUACGUCUUUACGUGUUGUUCUCUUGUGGAAGCCCGGAGGUGGGUUCUCCGAGACCCAAAGUCCGCAACCCCAUAGGUGCCAUGGCUUUCG